AUGGGUUAUAGUAAUCCAAUAUACUCCAGUGGUGUAGUGCAAAAUAGGAAACGUCAGGAGGAACGAUUGCGGGUACCAGAAGACACGUCUGCACAGCCCCCACGCAAGGUACGUGUUACCCCCAUCGUUCUUCGCGAUGCUUCGAGAUGGCGAGGCGUAAAUCACAAGUUUAUUUCUUUGGGCAUCAAAUUCGAACGUGCGGUUGCCGUCGAUGCAGGAAUCAGGAUAAUUCCCAAGUCCGAGGAUGAUUACCGCAGGAUUAUUCGUCUCUUCAGGGAGGAAGAGGUGCCCCAUCACACUUUCCCUCUACCCUCCGAGAGGAACAUUCAUGCUGUAAUCAGAGGAGUACAUGCGACACUUUCGGAAAUUGAGAUCAAGGAAGAGUUGCAACAGAGGGGAUAUUCCCCCCUGCACAUAAUUCGCCUGAAACGCGGUGGCGGCGUGCCCAUGCCUUUGGUGGUAGUCAUACUGCCCAAGAUAGAAAAAUCUCAGCAGCUGUUCAACGAACACGAGCUGCUAGGUUUGGCUAUCCGAGUCGAAGUUCAAAAGAAUUCAAGACUCAUCGGGCAGUGUCAUCGCUGCCAAAAAUAUGGGCAUGCGCAAUCUUACUGCACUGCACCACCUAAAUGUCCAAAAUGUGCUUCUGACCACAUGACCCACUUAUGCCCUCAAACAGAACAAGAGGAACGAAAGUGCGCGAACUGUGGAGGGGGGCAUCCAGCGAAUAGCCGAACUUGCAGAUUUGCCCCUAAGAAAAAUCUGCAAGUGAUAGCGCAAAGGCGCAAUGUAAGUUACGCGGAUGCAGCUAGGGAUGCAACCCGGGCUGCCCCCUCUGUGGGAUCUUCUGCGAACACGCAAAAUGUGGACCUGGCAACCGCGCUAAGGUCCUUACAACAGAUCAUAGGUCCUCUGAUUAGCGCAACACAGGCUUUGCAGGCGAUCUUUCCUGCAAAUGGCUAG
Molecule: messenger RNA, 960 nt
Organism: Acanthoscelides obtectus
Lineage: Eukaryota; Metazoa; Arthropoda; Insecta; Coleoptera; Chrysomelidae
Source: the annotation of a GenBank genome assembly